Molecule: messenger RNA, 2926 nt
Organism: Hyalella azteca
Lineage: Eukaryota; Metazoa; Arthropoda; Malacostraca; Amphipoda; Hyalellidae
Product: E3 ubiquitin-protein ligase RNF14
Exons: 7
Coding region: 46-1725 (559 amino acids)
Biological process (GO): positive regulation of proteasomal ubiquitin-dependent protein catabolic process; ubiquitin-dependent protein catabolic process; protein polyubiquitination
Cellular component (GO): ubiquitin ligase complex; cytoplasm
Molecular function (GO): zinc ion binding; ubiquitin conjugating enzyme binding; ubiquitin protein ligase activity
Source: RefSeq, a predicted model, not a curated record
GUUUAUUCCGUUUUUUUCUGUAGUGUUAUUUAAAUUGAUACAUAUAUGGAUCUGGAGGCUCAGGCAGAUGAACUAGUAGUGCUCUCUAGUAUCUAUGAAGAUUGUUUCCAUGAGGCUGAGGGAGAAGGAAGCAAGGGUGGAGAGCUGGUCAUCAGUCUGGAUCUGCCUGGUACCAUUUCACUCAUCUCAUCCAAUGUUUCAGGAAAUCAUGGUUACAAUGAGCCUGUCCAAAUUCAACACCUCCCUCGUGUGUACCUACACUUCUGCUACCCUCCCAACUACCCCUCUGAGGCUCCUCCUUCCUUCACCCUCACAUGCAAGUGGAUCACAAAAGCGCAACUGAGCUUGCUCUGCUGUGAACUUGACAAGCUAUGGGAAGAGAACAAGGGGAGUGUUAUUAUUUACACAUGGAGUCAGUUUAUUCAUGAUGAGGCCACUAAACUUCUAGAACUUGGCAGUUCUUUGGAUGUUGACUCCAUCACUCCCAAGAAGAAUGAUCUGAUGAGGCAGUCUUCACAGCCAAUCAGUGUUUCCUCCUCUGGGGCGGAAAGCUCCUUGAACUCCAAUGAAUUCUCUAGGCCACUUGGGAGGAAGUCAGAAUCUGUGACAGAAGAUUUACUACCCUCAAAAAUCAUUCAAAAUGUCCCAAACUGUGAUAUUAGGAAUAUAAGUGAUAUUAAUAGAAAAGAUGAUGUUAUUAAUGGAGGCUGUGCUGAGAAAAUAAUCUCUGUAUCUGGAGUCAAUGUGAUAGAAAAAUUUUGUAGUGGAGUGGUUGAUAAUAGAGCUGUUCAGGACAUUGCUCCUAAUACCAACCUUUUUCUGUUGUUACGUGAGUAUGACCAAGAUAAGCGAAAGAAGGAGUUCAACUUGAAAAGCUUCAAGUGCGCUGUAUGUUUCACUGAGAAAAUUGGUAAGAUGUGCUUGGAGUUUUGGCCUUGCAGCCAUGUCUACUGCAAAGACUGCAUGAGAGGAUACUUCGAAGUGCAGAUCAGAGAAGGCAAUGUCAAGGCGUUGCAGUGCCCUACUGAGAAGUGCUCUUCUGAAGCCAACCCCAAGCAAGUGGAGGAGCUUGUGUCUGCCGAGUUGUAUGAGCGAUGGGACUCUCUGCUGCUCUCAAGCACUCUGAGUGCCUUGGGCGACACGCAGCCCUGUCCUCGGCAGCACUGUCAGUAUCCCGUCACCCUGAACGGCGACCAAGGCACCUGUCCUGUUUGCUCAUUUGUCUUCUGUUCUCUCUGCAGGUUUGGUACUCACGGCAAAGAGCCGUGUAAGCUGAAGAACAGUGAAACAAAGCGAGUUCUGGAGGAAUAUUCUAAGGGUGAUGAUGCCACCAAAGCGCGACUGGAGGAACGGUAUGGCAGAAAGUACUUACAGAAGCUGCAGCAAGAGUUGCUCAGUAUGAACUAUAUUUCGAACAAUGCCAAGAGGUGUCCAAAAUGUUCUGCUAACAUUGAGAAAAUGGACGGCUGCAACAAGAUGGUGUGUCAGCGCUGCCACGUGACUUUCUGUUGGCUGUGCAUGAAGAUACUGGAGGCAGCGCGUCCGUACGAUCAUUACAACGGAACUUCAUCGGAUUGUUACAACAAGCUUUUUGAGGGCGUCGAUAUUGAUGACUUUCCGGACUUUGAUGAUGUGGACGACGAUCAUGAACCACCUCCCAUUAGACCCAACGAUGAAAAUUUAGAUGAUGAUGAGGAACCAGGAAUGUAUUAUGUUUUUUUGUGAGGGUGUCACCAAGAUAGUUGAAGCAAUCGAACUUUUUUAUUUUAGUACCUUAAUCAGGUAUUAUUUGAAUUUCAAUCUACCUGAGCACAAGCUAAAGGAUAUUUGAUUAUUUCCAUAAUAUUUUCCAGGAUGUAAGCUCUGUGGCUGUUCGUAUUAAUUUCUCGACUUUUCAGUGAAAUUCACAUACUCGCGUUUGAAAUGAAUGCGAUACAUAUACCUUCAUCAAUAAAUGGGAACUUGAAUAUGUAGCGAUGAGCCUCCUCAUCACUACCAAUGAGCUAAAAUUUUGUGUUUAUAUAUCUUUCUCACCUUAUCAAUGGAUGCUUCUCAAAAGUAGGCGUUAUUCUUCGAUGUUGUUAUACAUGUGGUUCUUCUGUUCCUCAAAUUUAUUUGUCUACUUGACAAAUUUAACGGCAGGUAUUUGAAAAAUUUUCUGUAUUUGAUAAAAAGAUUCCAAUGGUGUAAUACUUAUCACCAUCAAUUAAUUUCAUAGAUGUAGUUAUGCAUUUACAAUAUUUUGACAAAUCGGAUUUAUUCAGGGAUUAUUUUCUUAAAAGUAUAUUUUCGAUUGAAUUACACUAUCCAGAUUUGUACGGUUAUUGUUUCGUGGUCGUUUUUAAUAAACUCUUAUUAUUUUCUGCUUGCUCUAAGUCUACAUGUUUGAAAUAGUGUAACUGAGCACAACAAAUUUGCAUCAAAUGUUAACUCAUUUCACUCAUCUGCAAUUUUUGCAUCUUAUUUCGUCUCAAUUAAGUUAGUAUCCUCCGGUUCAAUAAAUUGAAGCAAAAUGAAAUUAAUUUCAUUUAGCUUAUUAGUCACUUUCUACUUACACAUAUUUAUUUAUUUCGCAAGUAGUAUGACUUUUCUAACGACUUCACUGAAUUUUGUUAAUUUCAGUUAUUGGUUUUAGAAUCAAGUUUAUAUUUAUUUCGGUAUAUUUUUAUGCUCUACUUAUCCGUUAUGUUGAGAAUCUGUGUUAUUUCAGCAAGAUUCACAGAAAAAACUCCUUAACUACUGGAGAUUUACUAACUGUAGUUCCUGAAUUCAUGCAAGUGAUAUAGUAUUGAAUCUUCAUCCGCUUUCUCUUAGCAACGAAGUCAUUUUGCUCUAUCGGUAUGGAACUACUCACAUUUGUGGUUCAAAGAUAUGUCAUUUGCUAUAAAAGAUAUUUAUUAUAAUUUUUCGUAUGAUUUAUCGUUAA